Arabidopsis arenosa is the source of this 1310-nucleotide messenger RNA. The record is from the annotation of a GenBank genome assembly. Lineage: Eukaryota; Viridiplantae; Streptophyta; Magnoliopsida; Brassicales; Brassicaceae.
AACUCCAAGAGCAUCGGAGCAACAAAAACCAAAUUUAAAGAGUUCGCCGGAAAAACAUGCCGACGAACAACACACCUUUCCUCACUAUAUUUCUCCUCUUUCUUGGUUUAUUCCGGUUCGAUUCAUUUCCCGGCUUAGAAGCUGCGACCGGGAAAUUAGCUUCGAUUCCAGGAUUAUACGUGUUCGGAGAUUCGUUGGUUGAUGCCGGAAACAAUAAUCACUUACCAAUUUCAAUAUCUAAAGCUAACUAUCCACAUAACGGCGUUGAUUUUCCGAACAAGAAACCCACCGGAAGAUUCUGUAACGGCAAGAACGCCGCCGAUGCUAUCGCUGAGAAAUUUGGUUUACCGUUACCACCUCCGUAUCUCUCACUUAGAGGCUUACUAAAAAGGGAGAAGAGAAAAUCUGCCGCCGUGACCGGUGUGAAUUUUGCUUCUGGUGGAGCUGGAAUCUUCAACAGUACCGACCAAAAACUUGGACAAGGUAUUCCUUUAUCAGAACAAGUCAACAAUUGGCUCUCUAUUCACGAAGAACUCAUGAAACUUGAACCAUCCGAAGCACAGAUUCACCUAUCGAAAUCUCUAUUCACUGUUGUCAUAGGAAGUAACGAUCUUUUCGAUUACUUUGGAAAAUUCGAACUCCGACAACAGAGCAAACCUGAAGAAUAUACAAAAUUAAUGGCUGAUAAACUCAAAGAGCAAUUAAAGAGAAUUCACGAAAGUGGAGCGCGCAGAUUCCUUAUAAUCGGAGUAGCACAGAUCGGUUGCACACCGGGAAAAAGAGCGAAGAACUCGACAAUCCAUGAAUGUGACGAAGAGGCAAACUUGUCUUGCUCCUUGUACAACGAAGCUCUAGUAAAGAUGCUGCAACAACUCAAGCAAGAGUUGCAAGGCUCAAUGACUUAUACUUACUUUGAUAACUACAAGUCCUUACAUGACAUUAUCUCCAACCCAGCUCGUUACGGUUUUGCGGAUGUGACAUCAGCGUGUUGUGGAAAUGGGAAAUUAAACGCAGAUCUUCCUUGUCUUCCUUUGGCAAAGUUGUGUUCAGACAGAACCAAAUAUCUUUUCUGGGAUCGCUACGGUCAUCCCACAGAAGCUGCUGCUCGGACCAUCGUCGAUCUUAUGUUGACUGAUGAUUCACACUACUCAUCUCCUAUAACCCUUACUCAGUUGGUCUCUACAUGAUCAAUAAUACACACGGCUUCGUUUUUUUUUGGAAGAGAGUAGUACAUAAUCAAGUAGACAAAUGGGAUUUGGAAACUUGAUUUGUAAUCAAGUAUACGUUACUAAUGAAAUAUAUAAGUUUUU